ACUAGAGGAAAUUGAGAAAGUGUUAGCUAAUUGAUUUAAAGCAUGGCAAACAGUCAAUUACCAAUUAGUAUUGGCUCAGACAAAGAGGGGAAUUUUACAUAUGCAAUGCAAUUAUUGUCAUCAUCAGUACUUCCCUUUGUGUUGCAUUCAACAAUUGAAUUGAAUGUAUUUGAGAUCUUAGCCAAAGCUAAUGAUACUCAACUUUCUUCUUCUCAAAUUGUUUCUAAAAUGGCUUGCAACAACCCUAUUGCUGCAGCCAAUAUGUUAGACAGAAUGCUUUAUGUGUUGGCUACUUAUUCUUUGCUCACUUGCUCCAUUAAUAAUAAUAAUGUUAGACUCUAUGGUCUGUCAUCAGUGGGCAAGAUGUUUGUUAGUGAUAAUGAAGAUGGUGCAUCUUUGAGGCCUCUCUUGGCUUUGCUUCAACAUAAAGUAGUCAUUAACAAUUGGUUUGGAUUAAAAGAUGCAAUUCUUAAAGGAGGAGUUCCAUUUGAAAGGAUGCAUGGUGUAAAUACAUUUGAAUAUUUUGAAAUGGAUCAAAUGUUUAGUGGUGUUUUUAACAAGUCAAUGUUUAAUCAUACAACUCUGAUGAUGAAAAAUAUACUAGACAAAUACAAGGGCUUUGAGAACAUCAAGACUUUGGUUGAUGUGGGAGGUGGUCUUGGAUCCAACCUAAAGAUGAUUACAACUAAAUACCCAAUUAUUAAGGGUACUAAUUUUGAUGUGCCUCAUGUUGUCCAACAUGCCCCUACCUAUAACGGGGUGGAACACGUCAGGGCAGAUAUGUUUGAAAGUGUUCCAGAAGGAGAUGCUAUUUUUAUGAAGUGGAUUCUUCAUGACUGGAGUGAUAGUCAGUGCGUGAAGUUACUGAAGAACUGCUAUAAGGCUACACCCACAAAAAAAAAUGGAAAAGUGAUAGUAGUUUUGAGCACUCGCAAUUGA
This is a messenger RNA of Solanum stenotomum, 939 nucleotides long. Its product is annotated as anthranilate N-methyltransferase-like. The transcript is spliced from 4 exons. The coding region runs from base 43 to 939 and encodes 298 amino acids. The record is from RefSeq and is a predicted model, not a curated record. Gene Ontology annotation, molecular function: protein dimerization activity; O-methyltransferase activity; S-adenosylmethionine-dependent methyltransferase activity. Lineage: Eukaryota; Viridiplantae; Streptophyta; Magnoliopsida; Solanales; Solanaceae. Gene Ontology annotation, biological process: methylation.